Messenger RNA from Papilio xuthus (Asian swallowtail), 487 nucleotides. Its product is annotated as general odorant-binding protein 83a. The transcript has 6 exons. Gene Ontology annotation, molecular function: odorant binding. The record is from RefSeq and is a predicted model, not a curated record. The coding region runs from base 7 to 432 and encodes 141 amino acids. NCBI's taxonomy places the organism in Eukaryota, Metazoa, Arthropoda, Insecta, Lepidoptera, Papilionidae.
GUCGCCAUGUGGACGGCAUCGCUGCCGGUCUUCUUCACUUUGAUUGUCUUUGGCCGUACCGAGAAGGAAAAACCUGAGCUAAGUGAUGAAAUCAAAGAAAUAAUCCAGCAUGUUCACAACGAGUGCGUCGCUAAGACCGGGGUCGCCGAGGAGGAUAUAACGAAUUGCGAAAACGGCAUAUUUAAGGAGGACACGAAAUUGAAGAGAUAUAUGUACUGUUUGUUAGAGGAAGCUAGCCUAAUAGAUGACGAAGGCAACGUUGAUUAUGACAUGAUGGUUAGUCUCAUACCUGAACAGUAUUACGACCGAGUUCAUAAAAUGAUAUUUUCCUGUAAACAUUUGGACACACCCGACAAGGACAAGUAUCAAAGGGUUUUUGACGUUCAUAAAUGUUCAUAUGAAAAGGAUCCCAAUUUUUAUUUCUUAUUUUGAGACUGGAAAUUUGCUGACGGGGGGAGAUAAGUAAUAUUUUUAAUAAAGUAUUUGU